AUGACCGAAAACGAGCCUUCCGACAGUGAGAAUGAUGCCUACGCGACAACAUGGGAUCCUGACCGCGAAGACCUUCGUUGGGUACCACCCGGAGCUGCUCUUCCCGCCCUUAUCAACCUCCCAACCCAUACUGAAGCUGUUCAGGAAGCAAAUCGCCUUUUGAUGAACACAGGAUUCGCCAUCAACAUUAGGACCCCGCUCUACACGAAGCCCUCAAGGGCAAAUCCGGUGAGGACAGUUUGCGGAGCUGUAUUGCGGUGUGCACAAGGUAGAACGUAUAGCUCGACUGGUAGCAACAAGCGGAAACAGAGCUCCAGAAUGACUGCCUGUGAGUGGAAAGGACGCAUGAGGUGGGUAGAAGCCGAAGGAGCUUCUGGAGCUUCUGGAUGGCAAUUCACUACGGAAGAUGGGCGUCACAACCAUCCUGCUGCUGGUGUACUUGCUUUGCCGCAGUUCCGGAAGCGCGAUGAAGCUUUACUAGAGCGCAUCAAGGGCGCGAAGAGCAAUCGCGACUCAGCCAUGAAGAUACUAAGAAAGGAACGUUCGGCGGGAGCCAAUAUAAUACGCUCAGAUGUAUCAAAUGAGUUGGCGAAGCUCCGCUGCGAGGAGCUUGGUGGCCGUACACGUAUUCAAGCGCUGGCUGAGUUCCUCUCAACAUACUCUUGUGAUGACAGCGGUAACGAGGAUACCAAGUUCUGGCAUAAGAUAACCCAGGAUGAUCAAGGUCGUGCCCGUAUCAUUUUCUUUGCUCACCCACGCGCCUUUGAGCUUAUCAAGUGUAACCCAGACGUUGUUGAGAUUGAUGCUACGUACAAAACGAACGCCUUCAACAUGCCGCUGGUUCAUAUCGUGGGUAUCACUUGCCGGGCAACAACGUACGACAUUGCGUACGCCUUCAUCCCAAAUGAAGCCGCGGAGACCUACCUAGAGGUCGUACAAUACCUGAAGGAGCUCUUCGACUACCUCAGCGUCUCCCCAAAGUGUUUCUUGACCGAUCACGAUAGGUCUCUUAAAGCUGGGUUAUCCGUUAUCUUUCCAGGCAUCCCGCAGCGUCGCUGCAUUUGGCAUAUAUAUCAAAACGUCCAAACUGAAGCUGUGAAAGCUUGGGACGUUCGGAGGGUUGCUACAGCGGAGGAGAAGGACGUUAUCGAGAAAGCUAGGCUUGAUUUCAUCCAGGUUUGGCAGAGCUUAGUAUCCUGCCCUACCGAAGAUGCCUUUUGGGCUUUAAAGGAGCAGAUUUGGGAGAGCUAUGCUGGCUUUCCAGCGCUUCUGCAGUACCUAAAAGCUCACCAGUUGCCCCAUUACCACGAAUGGGCAGAGUGUAUAUGUAAGUUCUUUCCCGACUUUGGCCAGAAAGCCACCUCUCGCGUUGAAGGAGCUCAUCGCCAGCUGAAGCUUGCCCUUACUUCCUGGAAAGCUGGCCACAUUUACGACGUCGUUUUGGACAUCCAUCAAUUAGUGCUUGUACAGCGAAAUGAGCAUGACGGACACCUACAACUGGAUGAAGCCAGGCAUGCAACUGACUGCCUCCUGCUCGAGUUUGCACGCCUUCAUCGAAAGGUAAGCCACCAAGGCCUCCGUAAGCUGAAGGAGCAGUUACUGCUAGCCAAGGAUGAGCGUUAUGACGAGCUUGAGGAGUGUUCAGGCGCUUUCUCUAUGAAGUUUGGGCUGCCUUGUAAGCAUACACUUCACCGUCAACUCAACGAACCCGGGGGACUCGUUAUUGAUCCAAAGGACAUUCACCAACACUGGUGGUAUCACCCGCCGCGCGCACGCGGUGAGGAGGUGCAAGACGAACGAUAUAUACUUGAUCCUGAAAAGAUAAGGCCUAAAGGACGCCCACAGGGUUCCACAACAGUCACCUUGCCUUCAACACAAGUCUCUCAAAGCCUCCGCGGACGCCAACCUCAACGUCAACCCCGAGAAAAGACGAGGAACGAACACGUACAAGCUACCCAGCAAACCCAGCAAGCUGAGGAAGCUUCUGACGACGAUAUAGAGCCUCGCCGAGGCAACCGACGUCGUCAGCCAACCCAGAAGGUCCUGGAGAACAUGCAGGACCCAGUUGAGAUAUCCUCUGCCGAAGAAAGCAGUUCUGACGAUGAGGUAAUCGUCCAGGAGGUUUUAGUUACCCGUACAGCCAAGAGGGUCGUCAGGAAGGUUACUAAGAAGCCAACAGCUAAUGAUCGUAUCCUUGGUGUACUUGAAAAGGUUCUGGCAAACCAGGCGGAGCUUUCUAAGCGUCUCCAGGCUGUAGAGAAGCCUCAACAGGUUCAUGAUGACUUUAUUAAUGUCGGCCAUAGGGCUUAUCCCUUGGCUCCUCUUUGGGCAACCAGGCAGCCACCUAUUUACCCGCUAGUACCUUUACGGCCUAGCUCCUUCUCUCCUCCCACUGCGUAUAUAGACCUCUUCCCGAUAGCUCUAAUACGAGAUGAUGAUUCUCCCCAACCUUGACGCUUGACAAUUAACAUUAACAGCAUCGAUAUUGACCAUGAUUCACCCCCCAAACAACCCAGGAAGAAGCGCAAAGCUCCAUAACCUAAGAAACCUUCAAUUCACCCCUCCAAAAGACGUCGAAAUAGUAGUUAAGAAGACUAAUGCUCAGUCGGGCUUGCUUGCUUGAGCAGCUCACAAUUAUUUGGGUAUACCGGAGCUAUUUAGACCAAUAAGAGGCCUCCGUUAUAAUUAAAACGCGUACAAAUAGCGAUUGCUACAGGUACUGUAAGCCCUAGGUUGCGUACGCCUUCGUACGAUUCAUUGUUAGGUCAACCCAAGGGUUCAUCUCAUCCAAAAGUCUCCAAAAGUUCAUUGUUUUUCAUGCGAUUUCGUUCUACGGCGUUCAUGGACGUUAUUAGAAGCUGCCAGAAGCAUCCCCGACCGCGGUAUACCCUAGGUUUGCUUUGUAUUGGCUAGGUUGGUGUUGGGGGCUCCAUUUUGAGUUUCUUUCCGCAUACUGGUUACUCCAAGAUCAUGCACAACUCCACCACCCCUUGAUCAAUCUUUUUUGAAAUUUUACUACAUCACAAUCAAUGCCAUUGAAAUCAGCUCCUAGCUUUUGGUAUAAUUGCGCCGUGACGUGGAGGUGUGGUGUGGCCGCGGAGGUGGUGGAGGAUUUGGGUGGGUU
Messenger RNA from Pyrenophora tritici-repentis Pt-1C-BFP, 3124 nucleotides. RefSeq lists its product as uncharacterized. Lineage: Eukaryota; Fungi; Ascomycota; Dothideomycetes; Pleosporales; Pleosporaceae. The record is from RefSeq and is a predicted model, not a curated record. Gene Ontology annotation, biological process: regulation of DNA-templated transcription.